Molecule: messenger RNA, 785 nt
Organism: Coccomyxa subellipsoidea C-169
Lineage: Eukaryota; Viridiplantae; Chlorophyta; Trebouxiophyceae; Coccomyxaceae
Exons: 5
Coding region: 26-292 (88 amino acids)
Source: RefSeq, a predicted model, not a curated record
UGAGGAGAGGGUGCGCGAGGGGUGCAUGUGGUUGGGUGGGCUGAGGCGGCGGCUGCCCUGGCUGCUGAUGCUGCUGAAGGUCUGCAUGGCCGUCAUGCUUGACGAGCGGCUGAAGGGGCUCUCUGGCGCUGUCGCAUCCGACUUGUACAACGCUGUGUAUGCCUCCAUGGAGGGGGAUCGCAUGUUCAUUGAGCUGCCCAGCGACUGUGUGAGCGCACUCGGCAGAGAGGCUGCUUUAGACCUCUUCCCUGGUGAGAGGGCCUGCUGGUCAUCUUGCUUGCUCGAGGCCUGAUCGGAUCGUUGUAUCCCGCCUUCCAUACUGCCACGUCUGAGUAUAUAAAGCUAGGAUGCUCCCUACAUAUCGCAGAGCCGUCUCUCGUCAAUUCCUGGAUUAUAUCUCGUGGCUUGAUGCUUAAACCGCUGAAGUGACACUGUAAAGUCUUAUCACCUCUCCAGAAGGACGAGGGCUACACCAGUGUCGCGAGCAGAUCAGCUCUGUGCGAAAGGGCCCCGACUUGGGGAUGCUGCUCAGCGUAGCAGGCUAGGGGCGUCCGAGUGUCGUCUUGUACGGUUGUAUCUAAGUCGACGUGCUGUGAUAUGCAGAUGCAACGUAUGGGCUGGCUAUUAGUACAAAGGAGUGAUCAUCUCGGUGAGUGACCGACUGAAGUACACUUGAAGCGAAAAGUUCCUGGUGAAAAUCGAACGGGUUGAUCCUCGCCAGAGUCGGCCAAACAAAAAGGAUUGCCUGCUUAAAGCGCUAAAUAGCAGAUUUGGGGUAAAUCCAG